AUGGCUAUCAUGAGCCCAAAUGUGUACCUCUGGUACGUUUGCCUGGUCGCGUCAGCUACUAUGAUCCUUUAUGGCUACGAUGCGGCCACCUUCAAUGCUGUGCAAGGCUCUGCAAAUUUCAUAGAGUAUUUUCAUAAACCAGAUGCCAAUGUUAUUGGCUCCGUAAACACAGCUUACACCGUUGGAGGCAUCGUAUCAGGGGUUUUCUUUUCGGCCCCGAUUUCCAAUAUGUGGGGGCGCAAGAUGGCCAUAGUUGUCGGGUGUGUGAUUGUGAUCAUUGCAACAUUUGUCUCUACUUUUACACCCCGUAAUAUUGGUGGCUACAUCGGUGGGCGUGCUCUUGUCGGCAUCGGCCAAGGCAUUGCCUUGGGUUCAGGACCCGUUUACAUUAGCGACUGGGACUGGAAGACUGUGAUGCUUUGUCAAUUGAUCGCACCGGUAUUCAUCAUUGCAAAUAUUUGGGCUUGUCCAGAAUCCCCGAGAUGGUUUAUCAAGAAAGAUAGAACCGAGGAUGCAAUCAAAGCUCUUCGAAUGAUACGCGAAGACGAUGAUAUGGUAGAGCUAGAACUUCAAGAAAUUCGCCAAGCAAUUGCUUUCGAGAAUCAAGCGGUGGCUGGAAGUUACAAGCCCCUGUGGACAGACAAAACUGUCCGCUAUAGAUUCAUCCUUGCGGUUAUUUUGAACGUCGCCCAACAAUUGUCUGGCCAGGGGUCAUUGAACAACUACUCGACCAUCAUUUAUAAAACUGUGUUCAAGGACAAUUCAACCAUUCAGCUUAUUAACGCGCUCAAUGGAACCUUUGGAAUCACCUUCACUCUCAACGCAACCUGGACGGUUGAUCGCUUUGGCAGACGUUUUCUACUCCUUGUGGGAGCGGUUGGAAUGGCAGCAUAUAAACCAUCUUGGGGUGCGACGGUUUGGAUUUGGACGUCUGAGAUCUUCUCGAUGAACGUUCGAGCACAGGGUGUGGCUAUGGCCGCUCAAUCGCAAAAUGUUGCUAAUGCAGUUCUGCAACAAAUCUUCCCACUAUUCCUCGAGAAAAAAGGAUUUUACGCGAUGUACAUGUUUGCUGGGAUCAAUUGUUUCCUGGUCAUUUUUGUCUACUUCUGGAUACCUGAGACCAAAGGAAAGACCCUCGAGACCAUGGAUACCUUGUUCGGCAGUGUGAACCAUGUCGAUAAGGGAGCCGUCCUGAUGGAUGAGCAAGAGGAAGGGAAGCGAAGGCAGGAAGGGAAUCAGGAACAGGAAGUAGAGGAAGGACAGGAAGUUGUCGACAGUGUGGAAAACGUCGCAGAUCAAACUAAUAAGGAAGUCAAGGCUUGA
Molecule: messenger RNA, 1323 nt
Organism: Venustampulla echinocandica
Lineage: Eukaryota; Fungi; Ascomycota; Leotiomycetes; Helotiales; Pleuroascaceae
Product: MFS general substrate transporter
Exons: 9
Coding region: 1-1323 (440 amino acids)
Biological process (GO): transmembrane transport; carbohydrate transport
Cellular component (GO): membrane
Molecular function (GO): carbohydrate:proton symporter activity
Source: RefSeq, a predicted model, not a curated record